AUGUUCGUCAAAGCUUUAUAUGAUUAUGAUUCAACCGAAAUUUCAGGUCUAUCAUUUAAAAGAAAUGAUAUUAUUCAAGUGAUAAAUCAACUUGAUAGUGGUUGGUGGGAUGGAAUAUGUAAUGGAAUACGCGGUUGGUUUCCAUCAAAUUAUAUUACAAUGGUUAAUGAUAAAGAAGGACUUUAUCAUCUAAGUGUUAAUCAGCAAAUCAAAACUAUUCUUAAGGAAUCAGUUCUUGAAGAAGAAUUGGUAUUUGGAACUACAAAUUAUGAUACUCCAAAUGAAUCCUUUGAAAAUAGUAAUAAUCCACAAGGCGAAGAAGAUGAGAGCGUGAGGCCUUUUGAGAAUGAAGAACAAAAUUUGUCAGAGAAUUUCGAAAUUAAAGAAAAAGUCAGCGAAGAACUAAGAUGGAACCAUGCAAAUUCUUCAUCAACAACAAAUUAUACUCUAACAAGCAAUAUCAGAAAAACGACUUCGUUGUCUUCUUUACAUCACAACAAGCAACAAUAUGAACAUUAUGAGCAAUGCGAUCGUAAUGAUGACAUUAAUAACAAUCAAUCUUAUUCUAACAGCAUCGAUCCUAAUAACAACAUUACCAACAAUCAAUUAUUAUUGCAAAAUCCGGACAACGAGCAUUUCACUUGGGACUCAUUAUUGAAUAACGUCAUCUACUCAGUAAAUCAAUUAACAGCAUCGGCAAAUGACACCAACAAACACGAAUUCACGCAAUACAUUGACACCGUUAAUCGAAGUAUCAGAAUCAUGUUGUACGCGUCAGAUACAAUCAAUCGUGACUCGAUAAUAUUCAAAACUUUCCCCAGCCUAUCCAAAUUCCAUAACGAUGUUACCUCCUCGUUGUUCAAAUUGAUUUUGUCGGCUAAAAUCGCGUCGAACGAAUGGUCGCCGCCUGGUUCGACAGAUAGGAUGAUUCAGGAAUGUAAAUCGUUGUUGGAUGCAACUAAACAAUUUGUAAAUAUUUCAAAAGAUUUGAUUGUAAUUAAGCGUGUUGAUCCUAAAAUACCAAGUAGUAGUAAUUAUGGUAGCAAUAAUAAUUAUGCUUGGAAUCACAAUUCCGAUUCCAAUCUUAAUACAUCAGUUAUAACUGAUCAUUUUCGAUCCAAGAAAAUUCUUUUAUCAUCAAGUCUAGCAGUUUUCAUAAUGCAUGUUCAUAAAAUUGUUUCGCAAGUAGGUCAAUUCUUAGCUUUGAUCAAGAAUAUUAAUAUAUCGAAAUUAAACGAGACAAGCAACAAUUCAAUACAAGAAUUUGAAAUUGCAAGACAAUCAUUGUACAAUAAUGUUGCUUCUAUUGCAAUUUUGACUCAAUUCGCCACCAAGAUCAAUGGCAUCAAUGACAAUAAUAUCAACAAGACUAUUGAUCAGUUAUUAUUUGCAAAUUUGGAAUUGGACAAAUCAGUCAAAAACCUUUGUUUGGCUGUAAAAUUUUUGAUCGAAGAAAAAGAAAAUCAAGAUGAUUCCAGGAAAUUAUUACUUUUAGAAAAGAAGAAUGUUGAGAUUAAUGAAAAAGAAGACGAUUAUAAUAUUAAUAAUCUUGCAAGAUCUACAACAAAAGCAACACCUCCAAAUGAUAUAAUAUCACUAAGUUGUAAUAAUGAUAACGAUAAUGGAGGUAGUAGGGUGGAUAAUAGGAAAGAUGGUAAUGAAUCAACAAAAACUUCCAAUCACCCAAAAGCUUUGGUUAAAAUUAAUACAUCAUUUGGUAAUCCUAAUAAAAAAAAACCAUGGUUUCUAUGUUAUGAUUACGAUAUAUCAGAAAUGUGUUUCAAUGCGGACAAUUUAGUAAUUGGCGGCACGUUGAAAGCAUUGGUCGAACGAUUGACAAUGCACGAUUUGCUAGACUCGAAUUUCAUAGCAACAUUCCUGUUAACAUUCAGAUCAUUUUGUACAGCUGAUGAAUUAUUUGAUUUGUUGGUUGAAAGAUUUAUUAUAAGUCUACCAGAAGAUAGAGAGAUUUCCAGGGAGGAGUUUGAAAUUUGGACCGAAAAGAAACAGAUGCCGAUUAGGAUUAGAGUUUUCAAUAUUUUGAAAAGUUGGUUGGAAAGUUAUUAUAUUUACGAGCAGGAUAAACAUUGCUUGGAAAGAAUGAAAGAGUUUGCUAGCACUACAAUGAAUAUUUAUAUGACUAAUGCUGCUACUUCUUUACUAAAAGUUAUCGAAAGAAGACAACAACAACCACAUGUAGCAACAUUUAAAGAAUUGAUACAAACUUUUUCAGCACCACCCCCACCACCGAUUCUACCCAGAAGUCUAAAACGAAUCAAAUUUUUAUAUUUGGAUCCUUUGGAAAUUGCAAGACAAUUCACAAUUAUCCAGAGUAAAUUAUAUAAUAAAAUUAGACCUGUCGAGUGUUUGGAUAAAGCAUGGAGUAAGGAAGAAGGUGGUGAUUUAGCCGUAAACAUUAAAGCCAUGAUACUUAACAGCAAUCAAACAAUCAUAUGGGUUCAGAAAAUGAUAUUGAGUCAAUCGGAAGUUCGUAAACGAUGUUCAAUAAUUAAACAUUUUAUAUAUAUAGCUGAUAAGUGCAAACAGUUGAAUAAUUUUAAUACUUUGAUGUCAAUUGUAUCCGGAUUAAAUUCUUCGCCGAUAUACAGAUUGAGAAGAACAUGGGAAACUGUGCCGGCAAGACAUAUACAAACUUUCGAAAUGCUGAAAAAAAUAAUGAAUGCAUCUAAAAAUUUUUCAGAGUAUCGAGAAAUGUUACACAGAAUUAAUCCACCCUGUGUUCCUUUCCUUGGCGUGUAUUUGACGGAUUUGACGUUUAUAGAGGAUGGGAAUCAAAACACAUUGAAAAAACAGAAAAAUCUAAUUAAUUUUUCCAAAAGAAUGAAGACUGCAGAGGUCAUUCGUGAGAUACAACAAUAUCAAGUGCCUUAUAAUUUGAGUCCGGUGCAUGAAAUUCAAUUGUUCUUAACAAGUCAUAUUGAAGAUAGUAAUGAUUCUAGUGAUUUUUACGACAAAAGUUUAGUAAUUGAGCCAAAGGAACGAGAAGAUGAAAAGAUUGCUAGAUUACUCCAAGAAUCUGGAUUCUUAUAA
Molecule: messenger RNA, 3051 nt
Organism: Entrophospora candida
Lineage: Eukaryota; Fungi; Glomeromycota; Glomeromycetes; Entrophosporales; Entrophosporaceae
Source: the annotation of a GenBank genome assembly